This is a messenger RNA of Hymenoscyphus albidus, 356 nucleotides long. NCBI's taxonomy places the organism in Eukaryota, Fungi, Ascomycota, Leotiomycetes, Helotiales, Helotiaceae. The record is from the annotation of a GenBank genome assembly.
AUGGUUGUCAAGGCAAUUAAACGUGCAUCCCGCUUUUCUGCACCUGCGGAGUUGUUCUCAAGAGGCGGAGUCGUCCUCGAGAAAACAAUUAUCUGGCUGCCUGACGUGUGGGUGUAUUUGAUGCGCAAGCACAGAUACGUUACCAGACAGCUUACGUGCGAAAUCUGGCCGUACAACGCACCAAACAUCAAACCUCGGCGAGCUCGAAAAUGGACCAAGCAAAUCUUCACGACUGCGGAUGACGGGGUCGGUAAGUGGCCGCUUUGCUGGCGCAUCGCAACUCUUUGCGAUAUUCAGGUACUGUGAGAGUACCGCAACUACCGUUGAAAGCUUGGUGGGGAAAUGGGGCGUGCUGA